UCCCGCCCUGAAUGUGAUUUAUUAAAGCCAGGGAAGUUCUGACACCUCCAUCAUUGAUCCUAAACUCCCAGAACAUCUCAGACACGGGUAACAAAAACUGCAGGAUUAGCAGUUAUAUAAGCACAUAAACGUAACUGAUGAGGAGCAAUUGGAUCUAUGUGGCUGUCCUUGGGAUAGCAUGCAUGAUGAUUGGAGUCAAUGGAAACAAUACAACGAGCAGUAGCAACUCCACAGGCAGCUGGAUAUCUUCUAACAUGACCAUCAACAUGACCCAGGCACUCCCACCCAGCAUGACAACCAACCUUAAUCAGGCAGUCUCUCUUAAUAUGACUACAAACCCAAACCUAAUAAGACCUUUUAACAUGACCACAAACCCUACCCAGAUGGGCCCUCUCAAUGUGACCUCCAACCUGACCCAAACACGCCCUCCCAACAUGACCACAAACCACACCCAGAUGGGCCCUCUCAACAUGACCUCCAACCCAACCCAAACAAGCCCUCCCAACAUAACCAGCAUCCUGCCACAAACACGGCCUCCCAAUAUAACAACCAACCUGAACCAAACACGCCCUUCCAACAUAACCACCAACUCGACCCAAACACAGCCUCCCAACAUAACCAGCAUUCCGCCACAAACACGCCCUCCCAACAUAACCACCAACCUGAACCAAACAAGCCAUCCCAACAUAACCAACAUCCUGCCCCCAACACGGCCUCCCAACAUAACCAACAACCUGAACCAAACACGGCCUCCCAACAUAACCACCAACCUGAACCAAACAAGCCUUCCCAAUAUAACCAACAUCCUGCCCCCAACACGGCCUCCCAACAUAACCAACAACCUGAACCAAACACACCCUCCCAACAUAACCACCAACCUGAACCAAACAAGCCUUCCCAACAUAACCAACAUCCUGCCCCAAACACGGCCUCCCAACAUAACCACCAACCUGAACCAAACAAGCCAUCCCAACAUAACCAUCAUCCUGCCCUCAACACGGCCUCCCAACAUAACCAACAACCUGAACCAAACACGCCCUCCCAACAUAACCAACAACCUGAACCAAAACAGCCGUGUCCACACAUAA
This is a messenger RNA of Cyprinus carpio (common carp), 1088 nucleotides long. Its product is annotated as spore coat assembly protein ExsA-like. The coding region runs from base 138 to 1088 and encodes 316 amino acids. The transcript has 3 exons. NCBI's taxonomy places the organism in Eukaryota, Metazoa, Chordata, Actinopteri, Cypriniformes, Cyprinidae. The record is from RefSeq and is a predicted model, not a curated record.